Messenger RNA from Acomys russatus (golden spiny mouse), 947 nucleotides. It is a transcript of the gene Cdkn1a, whose product is annotated as cyclin dependent kinase inhibitor 1A. NCBI's taxonomy places the organism in Eukaryota, Metazoa, Chordata, Mammalia, Rodentia, Muridae. Gene Ontology annotation, cellular component: nucleus. The coding region runs from base 115 to 606 and encodes 163 amino acids. The transcript has 3 exons. The record is from RefSeq and is a predicted model, not a curated record. Gene Ontology annotation, biological process: signal transduction by p53 class mediator; regulation of mitotic cell cycle. Gene Ontology annotation, molecular function: cyclin-dependent protein serine/threonine kinase inhibitor activity.
CUCGACGCCAACUGCACCAGCGGAGAGGUGUAGGCUGCUACGGGUCGGAGUCCAGGGAACUAGAGUCAGACGCAGAUCCACCGCGAUAUCGGGACAUUCAGAGUCACAGGCACCAUGUCUGAUCACCGUGAUGUCCGACCACCUCCUCCACACAGGAGCAAAGUGUGCCGCCGGCUCUUCGGUCCCGUGGACAGCGAGCAGUUGCGCCGUGAUGGCGAUGCACUCAUGGCUAGCUGCCUCCAGGAAGCCCGGGAACGAUGGAACUUUGACUUCGUCACUGAGACGCCGCUGGAGGGCAACUACGUCUGGGAGCGUGUUGGGGGCCUAGGGCUGCCCAAGCCCUACCUGAGCCCUGGGUCCCGUGGCCGUGAUGACCUAGGAGGAGACAAGAGGCCUAGUACCUCCUCAGCUCUGCUGCAGGGGCCAGCUCCGGAGGACCACGUGGCCCUGUCCCUGUCUUGCACUCUGGUAUCUCACCCCCCUGAGCGGCCUGAAGACUCCCCCGGUGGGCUCGGAACAUCUCAGGGCAGAAAACGGAGGCAGACCAGCCUGACAGAUUUCUAUCACUCUAAGCGCCGACUGGUCUUCUGCAAGAGAAAGCCUUAAUGCGUCCAGGGAGCCUCACCCCCUUCCACCAUGGGCCAGGAGGCGCUUUCCCCAUCUGCUGCCUUAGCCUCGCCUUCACUUUGUGUGUCUUAAUUAUUAUUUGUGUUUUAAUUUAAACUUUUCCUGUAUAUAUUCUGCCUGCCCCCUCCCAGCCUCCAACCUUAGAGUUAUUUAAAAAGAAACAAAACCUAAAUUAGUAGGGAUGGUAGGGCCCUCAGCGCUGGGCAUUUUUAUUGUGUACACUAUUAUUUAAGUUCCUCUCAACCCAAACUCUCUGUUCCCUAUCCUGGAAGGAAGGUCGGACUGGAUUCAUGCCAUCCGCACCUUCCCCCAUCCUCCCC